AUGACCAAGAUUUCAACGCUACUGUCGGCCGUGUUCUUAGCCAUUGGAGGUUUCCUCUUCGGCUAUGAUAGCGGUAUCAUCACCUCGACCAUCGGCCAGAAUGAAUUUAUCAAAUAUUUCGACAAUCCCAGCGACAAUGUCACCGGCGGCAUCGUUUCUGCGUUCCAAGGAGGCGCUAUCUUGGGUACCAUUAUCAAUGUAUUCACUGGUGACCGUCUCGGUCGCAAGCUCUCUGUGUUCGCAGGUGCUUGUGUGUCUUGCUUCGGAUGCGCUCUGCAGGCCGGUUCGGUGAAUAUGGUUAUGUUGAUCAUUGGUCGAUUCAUCGCCGGUGUCGCUGUUGGUAUGCUCACUUCAGUUGUGCCAAUGUACGCCGGUGAGAUGGCUGAGUCUUCGACUCGUGGUAUGAUGUCUGGUCUGUUGCAGUGGAUGCUGAGCUGGGGUUAUCUUAUUGCUCAGUGGUUGGGAUAUGGAUGUUCGUUUGUGGACAAUCCUUUCCAGUGGCGCUUCCCGCUUGCAUUCCAGUGCAUUCCUGGUAUCAUCCUGGCCUGUGGUAUUUGGUUCUUGAAUGAAUCACCCCGCUGGCUGAUGGAGAAGGACCGACACGAUGAGGCUCUUUCUACCCUGCAAAGUCUCCAUGGAGAUGGAACUGCAGAGAAGGAUCAAUACAUCGAGCUCGAGUUCCAAGAGAUUCGCGACGCCAUCGAGGCCGAGCGCGCCUCAACCAGUAUCACUUGGACUUCAAUCCUCACCAAGCCCUCAUGGCGUCGUCGCCUUAUUCUUGGUUGUGCUGUCCAAGCCUUUGGUCCCUUGUCCGGUAUCAACGUGAUCAACUACUACGGAACUCGCAUCUACGCUGCUUUGGGAAUUGACACCCACACUUCACUCAUGAUCAUCGGUAUCUCUGGUGCACUGUCCAUCGUAUACUGCACUGGAGGUCUCUGGGCGCUCGAGCGAGUGGGUCGCAUCAAGCCUCUCAUCAUCGGCUCCGCGGGAAUGGCCCUCGCCCUCGUCGCCAACGCCGCCAUGUCCCAGCACUACGAUGAAACUAACCAAAACCAGCUUCGAGCCAUGGUCGCAAUGAACUUCGUGUUCAGCUUCUUCUACACUUUCAUCGGUAUCAUCUCCUGGGUGUACCCGGCCGAGAUCUUCCCUGUCGAUAUUCGCAACCAGGGUAACUCCGUUACGACUUUUACGAACUGGACUAUCAACUUGGUGUUUGCUCAGUUCUCUCCAACCGCGCUUACCAAUAUUGGUUUCCGCUAUUUCUAUGUCUUCUUCGUUUUCAACAUCAUUGCUGCGAUCUGUUAUGUCUUCUUCUUCCCGGAGACUAAGGGAAAGACACUGGAGCAGAUGGAUUUGUUGUUUGGAGAUAGCAAUACUCCUCCGGAGCUUGAUGAGAAAAAGAUGGCUCAGGUGGUUGUUGAGCAUGCAGAAUAA
Molecule: messenger RNA, 1437 nt
Organism: Penicillium atrosanguineum
Lineage: Eukaryota; Fungi; Ascomycota; Eurotiomycetes; Eurotiales; Aspergillaceae
Product: sugar porter family MFS transporter
Exons: 3
Coding region: 1-1437 (478 amino acids)
Biological process (GO): carbohydrate transport; transmembrane transport
Cellular component (GO): membrane
Molecular function (GO): carbohydrate:proton symporter activity
Source: RefSeq, a predicted model, not a curated record